Messenger RNA from Sesamum indicum (sesame), 1025 nucleotides. Its product is annotated as putative 2' cyclic ADP-D-ribose synthase BdTIR. Gene Ontology annotation, biological process: signal transduction. The record is from RefSeq and is a predicted model, not a curated record. Lineage: Eukaryota; Viridiplantae; Streptophyta; Magnoliopsida; Lamiales; Pedaliaceae.
CACCAGUUUCACUAUAAAUCCCCUCUCCGGAGCGUAAUCAAGACCCUACAAUUUAAAUCUCUCACCCAAACAGGAACAGCUAAAAACAAAAUAUAUUCUACUCAAGGAAACACGUACAACCCCCCCUAGUUAAUUAGACUGCCUCAACCGGACCAUGCAACGUUCAUCCUCCGCCGUCGUCUCCAACAUCGGCCGCCACAUCCUCCGCUCCAAAGCCGUCGAAUGGCAGCAGAAAUCCGUACCCCCGUGCGAUGUGUUCAUCAACCACCGGGGGGUCGACACGAAAAGAAACGUGGCGGGGCUGCUGUACCACCACCUCCGCAGCCUCCGCCUCCGCCCUUUCCUGGAUAGCAAGAGCAUGAAGCCGGGAGACAAGCUGUUCGACAAAAUCGACGUGGCGAUCCGAGAAUGUAAGGUCGGGAUCGCCGUGUUCUCUCCCAUGUAUUGCGACUCUUAUUUUUGUUUGCACGAGUUGAGCCUCAUGACGGAGUGUGGGAAGAAAAUCGUGCCGGUUUUCUGCGACGUAAAACCUUCGGAACUCCGGGUGAAGGACGACGGGUCAUGCCCGCCAAAGGACCUCGACAAGUUUCGAUCGGCCCUUGAGGAGGCCAAAAAUACCGUCGGACUAACAUUCGACACCUUGAGAGGGGAUUGGGCGGAGUUCCUUGCUAAUGCAACGGACGUGGUGAUCAAGAACUUGAUCGAGGUGGAAGAAGAGGAGCUAAUUAGCAAGCUCUAAAAGAAAAGGCGCGGGCGCUGUCACAGAAUUAAUAACCUUAAAAAAAUAAAUCAUUCUUUUCAUUCAUUUAAUUUCCUAAAGCUAGUCCUAAUUUUUGAUGAACUUGAUUCAGAGGAAUAGCAGCAGGACAAUGGCUAACACAUUCAUUAUUCUUUCAAAGUUCAAAGUUGAAGACGGCCGGUUGUCAACUUACUGGUCCUGCAGGAAUUACUACAAUUAUUAGGCAAUGAAAGUUGUAAAGUUUCCAUUCAUCAACUACAUUAUAAUGCAUGUCUUUGUUUCAGAA